GUGAAGGGACACUUUGACACUUCCAUUCGUUUGUGUUCGAUACGAACGAGGUCUCUCUCAAAACCCAAAGCUCCAACUACCUCUUUCUUCUGAGAUUCUCCGUCAAAUUUGGCUUUGAUUUUUCCAACAUCCGCUCACCACCUUCUUAAACUUCUCACUCUUCUUCUUCUAUUCAUAACAUCAACGCAUUCUCUCUCUCUCUCUCUCUCUCUCGCUCAAUGGCUCAGAUUGUGGCAACAACACGAUCCAUUCAGAGCACCCUUUUGUGCCCUACUUCAGGAUCUGCAAAUGAAAGGGCGCGUAAUCUCUUAAAGCCUCCAACUUUUUCCUCCAAGGUUUUCUCAUCAAAUGGGAUCAACAAGUGCCCCCAAGAUGCAUUCAGAAGCUGCAGGAUCAAUGCGAGGAAAUCUGCAUCUGUUGAAGUUAUCCCUGUCUCCGCUGAAGAUGAUCCAAAGAUUGAGGAGCAAUUGCGUGGUGUGCCGCAACUUCUUGAUGCUUCGAAUGGAAUGUGGUCGAAGCCCACGUUUAGGCGCAAGACGAAGAUAGUUUGUACUAUUGGUCCUUCCACCAAUACCAAGGAAAUGAUCUGGAAGCUGGCUGAGGCCGGCAUGAAUGUCGCACGCCUCAAUAUGUCCCAUGGAGACCAUGCUUCGCAUCAGAAAGUUAUUGACUUGGUUAAAGAAUAUAAUGCACAAGCAAAGGAUAAUGUAAUUGCAAUUAUGCUUGAUACUAAGGGUCCUGAGGUGAGGAGUGGGGAUCUGCCACAACCAAUCAUGCUAUCAACUGGACAGGAAUUCACUUUUACUAUCCAAAGAGGUGUUGGAACUGCAGAUUGUGUUAGUGUGAACUAUGAUGAUUUUGUCAAUGAUGUGGAACCUGGGGACAUGCUUCUUGUUGAUGGUGGUAUGAUGUCGUUGAUGGUAAAAUCUAAGACAGAAGAUUCCGUUAAAUGUGAAGUUGUUGACGGAGGAGAGCUCAAGUCAAGAAGGCAUUUAAAUGUUAGAGGAAAAAGUGCAACACUUCCUUCCAUCACUGAGAAGGAUUGGGAUGAUAUCAAAUUCGGAGUGGAUAAUCAAGUUGAUUUCUAUGCUGUCUCCUUUGUUAAGAGUGCUGAAGUUGUGCAUGAACUGAAGAAUUAUUUGAAAAACUCUGGAACUGAUAUACAUGUCAUCGUAAAGAUUGAAAGUGCAGACUCUAUACCAAAUUUGCAUUCCAUUAUCACUGCGUCUGACGGGGCUAUGGUUGCCAGAGGAGAUCUUGGUGCUGAGCUUCCUAUUGAAGAGGUUCCACUUUUGCAGGAAGAGAUAAUCAACUUGUGCCGUAGCAUGGGAAAAGCUGUUAUUGUGGCCACAAAUAUGCUGGAAAGCAUGAUUGUUCACCCAACACCAACCAGAGCGGAAGUAUCGGACAUAGCAAUUGCUGUUCGAGAAGGUUCUGAUGCAAUAAUGCUGUCUGGAGAAACUGCCCACGGAAAGUAUCCGCUAAAAGCUGUGAAAGUAAUGCACACAGUUGCGUUACGUACAGAGGCUACUAUACCAGGGGGUCAAAUGCCACCUAAUAUCGGUCAAGUGUUCAAGAACCACAUGAGUGAGAUGUUUGCAUACCAUGCAACCAUGAUGUCUAACACCCUUGGCACUGCAACCGUCGUCUUUACGAGGACGGGUUUCAUGGGCAUCCUACUGAGCCACUAUCGACCUUCUGGGACCAUAUUCGCCUUUACUGAUGAUAAACGAGUGCAACAGAGAUUGGCACUGUAUCAAGGAGUCUGCCCUAUAUACAUGCAAUUUUGCGAUGAUUCUGAAGCGACCUUCAGACGAGCCUUGGAUUUGUUGAAGAAUCAAGGAAUGGUGAAAGAAGGAGAAGAAGUAGCACUUGUACAAAGUGGUAGGCAACCUAUAUGGAGGUCCCAAACCACACACAAUAUCCAAGUUCGGAAAGUGUAAGAUCAUAAGAUCACAAUAAUGGAGAGUGGUAACUGAUUUCAGUCUUAGGAAAUAUACACUACCAUGUCAUCUUAUUUAACACUUUGCACAUUGAUGCCAGUCUUUACUUUUUCUUUUAUAAUUUGUUUAUUCAUUUUAUGUUUUUCAGUUUAUCAGGAACAAACUUCUGUAUAUGUUCUUGAAAUUUGGGUGAAAAUUUUGAAAUAAGGCAUAGGCCAUCAAGGCCUUUGAAUAUACAUUAGUACUUUA
Messenger RNA from Arachis stenosperma, 2192 nucleotides. RefSeq names its product plastidial pyruvate kinase 2-like. The transcript is spliced from 12 exons. Gene Ontology annotation, molecular function: potassium ion binding; magnesium ion binding; pyruvate kinase activity. Lineage: Eukaryota; Viridiplantae; Streptophyta; Magnoliopsida; Fabales; Fabaceae. Gene Ontology annotation, cellular component: chloroplast stroma; cytoplasm. The coding region runs from base 219 to 1943 and encodes 574 amino acids. The record is from RefSeq and is a predicted model, not a curated record. Gene Ontology annotation, biological process: glycolytic process.